This is a messenger RNA of Thalassophryne amazonica, 4643 nucleotides long. RefSeq names its product family with sequence similarity 135 member A (gene fam135a). Lineage: Eukaryota; Metazoa; Chordata; Actinopteri; Batrachoidiformes; Batrachoididae. The record is from RefSeq and is a predicted model, not a curated record.
UGUGCAGAAACCAAACGCGCAGUUAAACGCUCCGUAAGCAGCAGUCAGCUGGAGCUGCUGUCAUUCAGCUUCAUGUUGGUACCUCCGUGGCUAGUUAACAACAGGGCUGUGAGAUAAAUCUUUUUAGUGCUGCAUUGUCCCAAACGUCUUUUUGCCUGUUUUUUGAGAAGUGAGUUCGUCUGUAAAGUCGUGAUUUGUGGCAGUAGCUGACACGGAGAGGACGACGGUGCUAAUGCUGGUUAGUUAGCUCAUGUUAGCUUGGCAGCGCCAUGGCCAACAGAUGUUUCCCAGAUGAUGUAAGGCAUCUUUGCCUAUAGAGCCGAAGAUGACUGAAGUCCAGGCCACAGUGGAGUUCUCUGUGGAGCUCCAUAAAUUCUACAAUGUGGACCUAUUCCAAAGAGGAUUCUAUCAGAUUCGCGCCAGUAUGAAGGUGCCACCAAGGGUUCCACACAAAGUCGAGGCCAGUCUACUUCACCCAGGAGGCUCAGAUUUGGCUUUCCCUGCUUCAGUGCAAGAUGAUGUCAUCUGCAGUAAAACAUUCCAAAUUCUGUAUAAGAAUGAAGAGAUUGUUGUCAAUGAUGUGCUUCUCUUCAAAGUGAUGAUGCUGCUGGAUGAGAAGAAGGUGGAGGAGUCUCUGAAUGACAUGGAUUUCCAACUGUUCUUGGAUUUGUACUUCACAGAUGGUGAUUACACGCCAGACGAUCCAAGCUCUCUCCAGAGCAUCAGUGGCCGCACACUUCGUUUGCACUUUAGCCUUCAGCGAGGCAUCCAUCAGCACGUCAAUGUCAUGUUUGACUAUUUCCACCUGUCUGUCAUCUCUGUGGACAUCCACGCAUCUCUUGUGGCACUACAUCAGCCUCUCAUCAGUUUUCCUCGACAAGCAAAGCCCACAUGGCUUAAUCGCAAUGCUCCAGCACAGAGUAAAGACUCAGUCAUCCCACCUCUAGAGAAUGUGGUGUUUGGCAGCAGUUAUGUAAAGCAGGUAUCACCAGAUGGCAGGACUUUCCUGGUGUCUGACCACUGUUUGCAGCAUGCCUACAGCCUGCACCACAACCUUUGCUCUAAUCUCCUAGUAGCCUACCAGAGCCUCUUUGACUACUUCACCUCUGUCACCAAGAAUCUGCCCUCCUCUCAUCGUGUGGAACUAGCCAAGCCCAGCAUGCAAGUCCUUUAUGAGAGAGUACUCAGAAGACCAUAUCCCCGAAGCCAAAGGCACGUCUACAUAGAACAACUUGACUUGGAAGCUCGUCUAGCUGAGUUAUGUGAUCAAGUAAAGCAGAAAGCAGAGUCCCCUGACGAGCUUGCAGAACUGGUGAAUAUGAAUCUGGCUCAGCUCUGCUCUCUGCUCAUGGCACUUUGGGGCCAGUUCCUGGAAGUGGUGUCCCUACAGGAGCAAGUUGCUGCCUUACUAGCCAUGGAGCAUCACACAUUAAGAGUGAGGCGGUUUGCAGAAGCCUUUUUUUGUUUGGAACAUCCAAGACAAUCUGCAUUGGCAUACCAAGAGCUGCAUGCUCACAGCCACCAGCAGAUGACUAAUGCUAUCAAAAGCUCCAGCUACUUUUUGACAUUGCCUCCUCUUCCAGUGGAAUGUGCUGACCUGGAUGGUGAUGUCAAUUUGCUGCCAAUUAUCUUUGAGGAUAGAUACCUUAGCUCUAUCACCGAAGAUCGGGAUGGACCAUGGCUGGGCAUGAACAAUACAAGGGCUGGAACAGUGACCAGCAGGACAGACAAGCCCCAAUCCAAAGAUUGUGUUGCAUCAGCCAGUCUUACACCAGAGAAUCAGUGUCCACCACUAGAUGUCCCCUGUUCAGACAUCUAUGAUCCACCACUUAAGGCCAAAGGCAAGUCUGUCAAAAUGAAGAAAAACUCGAAGACUGAGAAUUCCAAGAAGCUUAUAAGACAAGGAUCCAAGGACUCUGUAGUUCUAGUAGGCUAUAAAAACCUCAAAGCACCUGAGAGCGAAGCGAGCACAAAGUACAAGGAAGAAGAGUUGCCACUAAAUCAAGAUGAAGGUGAUUCUUUGCUGGGAGAUAUAAGUAGCUAUUUAAGGACUCAUACCCAUUCUGUUUAUGAUUCUGGUAUCACACCAGCAGAUUUUGGAAAUAUCUCUGUUCAGCCUUUUGCAGAUGAUGAUAUAACUACUUCUCAACAAGAUUUCUUUAAAAAAUUUACAAGUUUGGAUGUACAGGAUAAUCCUCAGGCAGGCACUGAGGUUGUAGGGGCAAGCAGCCAAUCAUUUCACAAAGAUGCACCUGUUGGCCAUUGUGGCGAAAGUCCACUGUGGCCUGCUGCGCUUAGGCAAACUGAGGUGAAGCAAAGUACUAAGGAGCUGCACCAAGGCAACAAAGUUACAGUUUAUCCACCAUACCAGACAGAUGACUCUUUGAGUAGCAAUGUUCCUGAGAUUACCCAGACAGAUCUCUGUUAUACUGAAGAGUUAUUGGUGGAGAGGCCUGGUAAAGACGCAGUAGAAAGUAGCCACUCUUGUCUGGUCUCACUGCAGGUAAAAAGUGACUGUAUCAGGCAGCCCGAUGGAGGAGGCCCCAGUGCCUCUUCCCGCCUCUCGGACUCAGGUAUUGAAAGUGAGCCCAGCUCGUUUGCUACUCAUCUUGUUCCAGGACCACAAAGUUCUGCCGGGCUAGGUAUUACCGAAUCUGUUUUUGCCUCAAUGCAACCAGAGAGACCCCUCCUGAGCGCUGCUCCACAGCUUGUUCAACAAAGCUCAGUGCAAAAACCCAGUGGGGUGGCAGAAAUACUUUACCCAGAGAAUACCAGCACUGUUAGUGGAGUCCAGUCCUCUCUCACUUCCAUCAACUCUCUGCCCUCAGAUGGUGAGGAUGACAGUUCUUCUAAGGGCUCCACUGGUGUAGAUACCAGAGGCAGGAAGUCCAGUAUCUUGGUGCAAGAUCAGAGUUUAGUCUUCUCUGGAGAUUAUGCAGACAGACCUGUUAUUGACCCCACAUUACACAGUGCUGUGCCACCCCAACCACACCUGAUUGUGUCUUGCAAACCAGACAUUGUUGCAAGUGAUUGCCAGCUUGAGAAACUUGCUGCUGCUUUGCAUGUGGAGCCACAGUUGUUGGACAUUUCUGAACCUGGACUAGAGGGAGCUGCUGGCCCUGUGGCUGUUAAAGAAUCACACAGUGAACCACACACUGCCUGCCCCUCCAGUAACUCUGCCACAAGUAGCACUGACCUGGUCAAACGUGGGAUGGUGGAAAACUAUUUUGGUUCACGUUCCAGCACAGAUGUGUCUGAGAUCAGUCCUGUAGAAACAUCUGCUGUCACACUGGGAAUCCACACAGGACCACAGGCCGAGGAGGAUGAGACUGAGCUUGAGAUGAUCGAGAAUGGUUAUUAUGAGGAAGGUGAUGGUUAUGCUUUCAUGAAUGGUGUUGCUGAGGAGGACAGUGCGAUUGGGGAUCCCAUUAUUCAAGAGCCAAGGCCUUUAUUUGAACAGCUUGACUUUGGCUAUCUCCAAGAACCACAGGACUCAAGAGUGCCAAUCUGUUCAAACCUAGCUUCUUAUUGUGCUGGCUAUAGCUUGAGAAGACCUGCCUGUCCUUCUACCUCUCUGUCAUCCAGCCUGCAGUGGUAUGAAUGUGCACCUGCAGUACAGAUGAAAGCGUUUGUCAAAGCCAAGGAAGAACUGAAACAGCUCAGACUUCCUGGAUUCUUGUACAGUGAGGUGCCUGAGUUGGCAUCCACUGUGCCCUACUUCAGUCUGGAGGAAGAUGAAAGCUGUGAAGAGGGCAUUCAUCUCAUAGUCUGUGUUCACGGACUAGAUGGGAACAGUGCAGACCUGAGACUGGUGAAGACUUACUUGGAGCUGGGGCUGCCAGGAGCUCGCAUAGAAUUUCUCAUGUCUGAAAGAAACCAGAAUGACACUUUUGCAGAUUUUGAAUCAAUGACAGACAGACUAUUGGAUGAAAUAGUCCAGUAUAUCCAGAUCUACAACCUCACCAUCUCAAAGAUUAGCUUUGUGGGUCAUUCUUUGGGGAACCUCAUAGUUCGUUCAGUGCUGACCAGGCCCAGGUUUAAAUGUUACCUAAGCAGGCUGCACACGUUCCUUUCCCUCUCUGGCCCUCACCUGGGCACACUGUACAACAGCUCUGCUCUGGUCAAUACAGGCCUUUGGUUCAUGCAGAAGUAAAAAUCAGGGUCACUCCUCCAGCUGACAUGUCGUGAUCACUCUGAUCCUCGCCAGACUUUCCUCUACAAGCUCAGCAAGAAAUCUGGUCUGCAGUUUUUUAAGAACGUAGUGCUGGUUGGGUCACUGCAGGAUCGCUACGUCCCGUAUCAUUCUGCUCGAAUAGAGAUGUUGCAAAACUGCAUUAAAGGACAAACAAAACAGGUAGGUCCUGUGUAUGCUGAGAAUGAGAACCUGCUGCUGUCAGUACUUCACAAAGACUGUAAUCUCGUGCGAUACGAUGUCAUUCACGCCUCCUACCCCAACACAGCCAACUCCCUUAUAGGCCGAGCCGCACACAUUGCUGUCCUUGAUUCUGAGAUCUUCCUGAAGUUCUUCCUAGUUGCAGGCCUCAAGUUUUUUCAGUAGAAUUAAGGCAGAAUUGAAUGGGAGGUGUGUCGAGCUCAUGUCUCGCUGCAUACGAACCUUUAGUGUUCUCAGAAUUUCACUUGGU